AUGACUUCUCCAGUUACCAAGGUCGAAUUUCAUUAUUCUCCCCCGAUUCCAAGGGAAGAUGGCCACAUUUACCACAUGCCCAAUUUCCCAACCGGAUUGGGCGCCGAGAAUCUAGCCAGAGCUAGAAACACAGAAGUACCCAGCUUAUUGAACGACGCCAUCGGGUACUUGACAGCAGAGGAAGAUCGAUCGAUCCAAAUGACUCGAGUUCCGCCUAAUCAGAAAGUAUUCGUCAACAAAGACGAGAACGCCGUAUUUACAGCUCAACAGGUUGACUCUAAAAUGAUAAAAGAGGAGCUUCCCAGCUGGGUUAUGCCUGAAAUACUAAAGCUGCGAGAGUUGUUUCUCCGUCGUGGAGAAGGGAAUGACUCUGAUAAGAGUAGAUUUGAACAGAUCCUCAGAGCUGGAAAGCAAGGAAAGGAUCGCGUUUACCCGAUGGCAUGGUCCAUUCCCCCUCAAGGGGAUAGCGUGGGUGUGGCCACAACUUUAAAAGGUCACAUUGAGCAUUGUGAUGAGCUUGCGGCAGCCACGCGAAUGAUAUCAAAAAUUGGACAAGCGAUAAUUCGAUACGUUACUCCUGCCGAAGAACUCAGAGUGGUCGAGCUGCAGUCUGAAAUCGAUGCAGCAUUCACAAUGGGCGAUGAAGAAAAUAGAAAUUUCUCAUCUAUACAGGUCAACUAUGCCAAUGUAAACACGGUUGCUCUGUCAGUUGAGAUGGGCAAGUCUGGAUCGCUGCAUAUAGACGCCAAGGAUGAUCCCGCACGAAUGUCGGUUCUCUUAAAUAUCUCCAACAUUCCAGAGGGCUGCUGGCCUCCAGUAUUCACGAUACUUUCGCUCCGCGACUACUGGGUAUUUGCACCAUGUGAUGCUAUUGUCUUCAGAGCAAAGCAUCCUCAUCUCAGCACUGGCCCUAGGAUGAUGGGAGAUUCAAAGAGGAAACCUUAUAUCUCACUCCCGGAUUGGCUUGGAUGGACCCAAAGCUUUACAUUUGGUCUAGACUAA
This is a messenger RNA of Sclerotinia borealis F-4128, 1002 nucleotides long. The record is from the annotation of a GenBank genome assembly. Lineage: Eukaryota; Fungi; Ascomycota; Leotiomycetes; Helotiales; Sclerotiniaceae.